This is a messenger RNA of Pseudo-nitzschia multistriata, 1360 nucleotides long. The record is from the annotation of a GenBank genome assembly. NCBI's taxonomy places the organism in Eukaryota, Bacillariophyta, Bacillariophyceae, Bacillariales, Bacillariaceae.
UCCAAAAUUCAAAAUUCAUUCCAAAUUUCUGCUUCAUAAUCCAUCGUCCAUCAUCUACUUCGAUCAUCCAGACAAAUAGAGCCUAAAUAUCUAUGGAAGAAUAUGGGAUGGCGGCACCGUCGUCAUCUUCCUCGUGUGCCUCAGUGGUCUUUCUAAUAACAGGUGCUUCGAAAGGCUUGGGAAAAGCGAUUGCCACAGUUGCAAGUAACUAUUACUCAAGAGCCGUAAGCAAGCCCCGCAGUGUUGAUGAGUCCGAUAAUCCCGAUUGCAAUAGCAAUGGACAAAGGAAUGGUCUCUGCUGCCCUUCGAUGCCAACAGUAAGAUUCGUUUUGGUAGCAAGGUCYUCAAAGGGUCUCGAAGAGACCAAACAGGAAGUUCUUUCGAGCCGGCAACGGUGGAUACAUAACGCUGCUUCCGCGGGAAGAAACGAGCAUGAUAUCAUUUGUCGACCAAUGGAUUUAUCAGAUUUGGAUCGUUUGAAUGCCAAUAUAGACAUUCUCUUGGAUGAUGUUGACCGACUGUGCUCCCUCGACAAUGCACMGUGUACAGAAAAUCAUGAAAAUCGUGAUAGGCACGGAGAGCAGCAACAGCACAAAGUUGUCUUUAUCAACAAUGCAGGAAGUCUUGGGCACCUCGGACCUUGUAUUAGUAGUCCAUCGCUUGAAGACAUGCGUAGGACAAUCGAUUUCAACGUGACGAGUUCCUUGUGGUUGUCGGUACGGUUCGCCCGGCACUUGAAAGAACAUCAAGAAUCAGAGCGAAAUCGAAUGACUGCCGCCACAGUUGUCAAUCUUUCCUCGCUUGUGGCUGUUUCGGACGAGUUUUUGGGGAUGGGUAUUUAUAGCGCGGGAAAAGCAGCACGAGAGCGCUACCACACGCUGCUGGCAAAGGAAGAAUGGAACGACCACAACGAGCGGCAGGGAUCAGUCCCAGCAAACACAAAAGCCACAGUCAACAGCGCACCAUCACAGUUUGCUUCUUCUACUCUCAAGAUUCUGAACUAUGCACCGGGGCCUCUCGAAACGAAAAUGACCAAGGAAAUCCGAGGAUCCGAUGCCUUGGAUUCGGAACUACAAGCCGAUUUCGAGAAACCCUUGUUAGAUCCCAGAGACAGCGCGCUGAAGYUAAUCCGGCUUCUCGAGGAAGGGGAAUAUUUCGAUUGGGAGAGCGGAGCCCACGUUGACUAUUAUGAUCUCCCCGACAGUAAUGACAAAKAAAAUGAAUGACUGGCAAGAUCAAUUGAAAGUGCCAGAGAAAYAAGUCAUUUGAUACGAAUUGAUCGCGCGCCACGCGCUGUCCAUCCUAUGGCAUCCAAAGUUAAAAAUCGAGAGAAUUGCAAUAAUAAUGAURGGUAUAAACA